This is a messenger RNA of Lymnaea stagnalis (great pond snail), 2563 nucleotides long. Lineage: Eukaryota; Metazoa; Mollusca; Gastropoda; Lymnaeidae. The record is from the annotation of a GenBank genome assembly.
AAAUCACUGUCAUGAGACUUACUUACUAGAGCUCGCUGUAAGUUAUCACGCGACUUUAAAAUAUAUACAUGAAGAAUGAGUGUCGGUGUCAGUGUGUCAUAGUGUAAUUUGUGUCUCAACAUUAACGCCUUGUGGCGAGUUUAUUCGACAGUUAUUAAUCUCCUCGAGAGUUUGUCGUGUUCAAGGUCUCUGCGUCUGAGGUUUGAAUCCCAUUCUGUACUAUUUGGAAAGAUCAGGUGAGAAAACGGAUUUUUUUCUGUUGUGGGUUAUCGAUCUGCAAUCUUGCGUUAUGUUUAGUCUGUUGCUUACAUAGUUACGGAGUCAGCGCCUAGAUUUUUAAAAUAAGGGAGUUUGAGGUUUUCCUAAACACGCAUAGUCGAAAAUGUUGCCGCGCAAAAUAAAGGGAAAAAUCCAUUAAAAAAUUCCUUUAUAUUAAAUUUAUGUUCUAAAAAAAAAAAAAAUGCUUUUUCAUGACGCGGUCGAAAAAGUUCAUAUAAUUUUUGGGUAAAAACAUCUUAAGUGAUCGUGGUGAUCAAAACAUCUCUUGUCACCGCUGGCUCAAGACAUCUUAAUUCUUCAUUAAAUCGUUUCAAAUCCUAUACUUUUAUAAAUGUGAGGCCAUUGUGUCAAAUGUUUUAUUCACUUAUUUUCCAUAAAAAAAAACAAAAAAACAACAACAACAACAACAAAAAAAACAAGCACAUUAGGUUGAAACUAAUGUAACAUUAUUUCUGAGGAUCAAAUCAUAAUGUUAAAAAGUACGAAUUUAUUAAAUAAUACGCAUCUUGGGUAUCCAAACUAUUUAAAUCAUAUGGCUCUCUACAAAAAUUAAUUGGAAAUUUGAUACAAUUUUGUUCUCCAGAAUACUAAAAGGAUGGCUGAUGACAUUGUCUUACUCUUCGUUGGAAGAACUGGAAAUGGCAAAAGUUCUACCGCCAACUCUGUCAUUGGUGAAAAGUUCUUUAGUACAGGCAAACUCUAUGAUGAAAAGAGGGUUGAACAGACAAAAACUAAAAAAGUGGACGGAUUCAAGAUGACGGUUGUAGAUGGCACAGAUAUUGGUGACACUGGAUCUGAUAUGAAUGGAGAUUUACAAGACACAAUACGAAAAGCUGAGACUGCCGUCCAACUCUGUGAGUCUGGUUUCAACGCUCUCAUCUUUGUUUUGACUUACGGCACAAGGUUCACCAAACAGGAGAAAGACGCCGUGGAUCUGAUCAAGUCAUUGUUUGGUAAGGACAUCUUCAGACGUUUUGGUAUCAUCGUCAUGACACGUGGUGACCAGUUUGAGAUGGACACAGAGGAUGAACCAAAGACAUUUGACCAGUGGUGCCAGGAACAAACUGGGGAUAUUAGAAGUCUUUUCCAAGAAUGUGACUACAGACUGGUGUUGUUUGAUAACAAAACAAAAGACAAUCAAGUUUUGUCACGACAACGGGAAGUCCUUCUGAGGUUUGUUCAACGUGACAAAAGAUAUUCCUCCAAGGAUUUCAAUGACGCUGAAAGUGGCCGGAAGGACAUUCGUCUGCUUCACGAGUUUUCAGAGACGGAAAGGGAAAGUAAGGCCCUUAUGGAAAAGAUCGAUUCAGUAAUUGGACAUAAGAAAUCUAAAGAACCGUUAAAUCAUCUUACUGAUCUUUAUGAUCAAACAACAAGAUAUGAAAACGAUGUGUUGAAAAAGUUUCAAGGUUGCAGCUAUGCGCAAGGGCUGCUGAACAAUUUCUCGUUGAAAAAAAUGGCAUUGAAUAUGAAAAUAAAAGAGAUGAAAGCCGUUGAUAUCACCUCUUCGGGAGAGAGUGCUCCCCGGAGCAAGUCAAGUGCUCCCCGGAACAAAUCAAGUACCACCAAAAGCAAUACGUGUACAAUAUUAUAACGAAAAUACACUUUUAUUAAACAGUGACUAAAUUGUAAAUAUCAUCAUUUUUAAACAGUUAAAAAAAUAUUACUGGUGCAUUAAAUCGAUUACUUUACUUGAAUCUGUGGAAUAUCGUUCCGCUCGAUAUAUAUGAUGAUUCGUAAUUGAGGCUAAUGCUUCUUAGAGGCUUAUGGAUGUCGAUUGUAAAUAUCGUACUGUUCGUUCCUGAUUAUAAGCCGAAGGCUUACUACCUAUUGUUCCCACAUUUCGGUAUUUUAUUUAUUUAUUUAUUUAUUUUUUUGCAACUGCACAAGUCUAAAGAUUCCCCUUUUUUGAUACUAUUUGUAGAUAAAAUGAUUCCUAAUUAUUUAAUUUAUGUUUAUUUUAACAAAAAAUGUUUUAAAGUUUAAUGAGGAGGCACUUUUUAACUUAGCUGAAGAAAGUUAUAGUAUUUUGAUAUUCAAAAUAACAAAAAUAAACCAAAUGAAUAUUGUGAAAUUUAUACACUAUUUUUUACGAUUUCCUUCAGAUAAAAAUCACACAUUUAUAAUUAUAUAUUUUCUUUUGUAAAAGUAACUCAUGUCUUCUUAACAUAGAUAUGUCGUUCUGUUCGCUAUACGAUGUGAAGAAAUUACCAGUUUUGAUUAAGCAUAAAAAUGUAAAGACCUUUCUACUUAACUUCCCCCACCCCCUUUCUUUUGACUCUGC